Messenger RNA from Hippoglossus stenolepis (Pacific halibut), 2433 nucleotides. RefSeq lists its product as uncharacterized. The transcript is spliced from 6 exons. NCBI's taxonomy places the organism in Eukaryota, Metazoa, Chordata, Actinopteri, Pleuronectiformes, Pleuronectidae. The record is from RefSeq and is a predicted model, not a curated record. The coding region runs from base 223 to 933 and encodes 236 amino acids.
AUUUAAAGAGAACUCGGUGGAGGCUGCAGAGGUAGAGAAGAAGCACGGCGGGGAGGAGCUGCAGAAGCAGCAGUAGCAGAUCGGUGUCCUCGGUGUCCUCGGUAAAGCUGCUGGUCUGGAUGCCUCACUCGUGCACUGGUCACACCUGAAUGGCUUAAACCGAUCCGGGCUAUUUCCAACCGUGCAGACUUCAGGAGAUUUGAGGCUGAGCACGGGCUGGAAAUGAAGUUUCUUGGCUUUCUCGUGCUAAUGCUGUGCAACUCGUCUCGUGCUUUUCCUGCUCCAGUGGAUACUGUCAUAGUCCAGGCCCAGCAGUGGGGAGUGGUGGGUGCUCAGCGGGUCGAGGAACAGGUUCUUCUCAAUGGAGUCUCUCUGUCCGGCACAAGCCAGGAAUUCAACAAUAUAAAGGAAACCAUUUCGACUGAUGCACUCCUCCUUGCUCUCAUCAGUGUCAACCAGACUUCAGUGCUCAGGAACCACACUGUUCUGCGCUCUCGUGAAUGCAUACUGGAGGGGUCUGAGCUGCACUGGACGGACCGUGUGUUCUACGAUGGGAAGGUCUAUCUCACUCUGGACCACUCGGACACGUGGACGGCCCAUGCUCCACAAGCGCUGGCCAUCAAAGUGUUGUGGGACCAGGAAGAGGAGCGCACGCGGGCAGAGAGGAUCCGCCUUCAGGAUGGAUGCAUCAGGCUCAUGAGGGAGCUGAAGCUUUCGGGGGAACAGUCGGGUGCAGGGAUUCCCUUGCCUCAGGUUCUGAUCCCCAUCCUGGCACUGCUGGCGUUUACAGGCUUUAUCCUGAUCAGCCUCCUCCUCUCCAAAAACAGGGGUUUGAGGCACCCUGGAGGGGUUGUUGGCUCUCUCAUACAUUACCCCACGGACAUGACUGAAAAGGUUCCGGAGAAAAAAGGCAAUGGUUACCGUACCAUGUGAUACAAAGCUCAAGCUACAUGUCGGACUUGGGUUUGAGCUCUCUCCUCUGUAUCUACUGUUGAAUGUCCACUUCAGGAUUUAACCUUAAAUACGUUUCUUCUCUCUGUGAUGACAUUGUCGCUCCAUGAAUGGAAACAUAUCUUUGCUAUAGAGCACCAACCACCUACUGUAACGAACCAGUCUGCAUUUCAGACAUUAGUAUAUGCAGUUUGUCAUGCAUGUAUCACACUUUACACUGCUGUUUUUAUCCCGUGUAUCUUUCAAAUGUAUGCAUUCACCCACAGAAAUGUAAGAAUGUUCACUGCCUGCAGCAAUCUACAAACUUCUUUUUGCUCACUUAACAAGGGCAGAAGUUUCCACUAGUUUGACAUAGUCGGACAGAUUCUGUGUCAAGUCUGCAAAGUAUCUAAUGAAAUUUACGACAGACUGUAGCAAAUGGUCAAGCACUGUGUUCAUAAAACUCUUCUGAAAAACAUUGGAUGGAAGGGCUCUGUGUAUUUUCCAAAGAGGCUGACUUAGCUGUGGUGUUUGAUUUAUAAAAAAAAAAAAAAAACUUCCUAAUGGUUAAAUUUAUGAGUGCUGUUGCAAUUGUCAAUAUUUUGUUUCUUAUUAUGUGUGUGAAAUUUACAGAAAUUAUAAAUUAAAGAUGCUUUUAUUCCAGGUUUAUUUUAUAUGAUCCUAUUUUUUGGGGUUUGGUCCCGGAUACGUUAAUCUGCAGAUUUGAGAAUGAAAUGGAAAAAAACAAUGAUUCACAUUAGUUUUGUUAAUUAUUAUUUUCGCUGAUUGUAUCUAAGGAAGGUUAUCUUUUCACACAGGCAUGAAUUUAUUGUGUGUCGACAUUGAUGUGAGAUCAUGUUGAAAAAUCUGCCUUUAAUCCAAGCUCGAACACUUGAUAUAAACUUUAGUGUGUGCUUACUCAAUUUAUACACUGGUUUCAUGAUGGAUUUCAAGUUAAAAACAUUUGAUUUUAUAUUGAUAAUUAUUCCCCCGGGUCUCAAGAAGAAGUGUGAGAAAUUUUAAAAACAAGCCGUCUCACCUGCCCAAUAUUAUGCUGCUGCUUUCCUGGCACACAUGGCCUUUCAAGAGAGCGCUACCAUAAGGACUAGUUUCAAUAUCCCCCCAUAAAGUUUAGCCAUAGACUGAGUGCAGUUUAACAUUUCAGCUGCUGAGCUGACCAGAGUCACCGUGUCAUUUAUUCCGUUGUGCUGCGCUGAAGAUGUGACCAACAAAGUGUUUACUUUAGAGCAAUUCAAUUAACUUCUGCACCAUUUCCAAAAACAGAUUUGAUAUACUUGAAUUAAAAGAAGUCGUGAGACCACUGAAAAUGAAUACUAUCAGUUUUAAUUUAUUGUGUUUGCAGUAACAUCCCUUCAAGGUGUUUAUUCUCACGGAUGAGUCUAUAUGUGAUUAUUCCUUUUUUAGAAAUUAUAUUCUUCUCAAAUAUUGAGAGCAUGUACAGUAUUUUGUCUGCAUUCAUUAAAACAAUCUCAUAACACAGUG